AUGCCUGCUGCUUUUCAGGACUCUUUUUUUGAGGCAAUGUCUGACCCUACCAUGAACAGCCCAGACGGCGCGGGCGGCAAACGCAAGCGUGAGGGCUCUGAGGACUUGGGCCACGACGCGCAGCGUCUGAAUCGAUCGUCCCACGGAAGCAACGGCAGCAUGCCGGAUAAUCAGCAUGCCUUCAGCCACUCAAUGGGCUAUGACCACGGUCUGGGUAACGCAGGAUCUGAACUCAACAUCGACCAGCAGAUUCUCCAGCACGUCGGUCCCCAGAAUGGAUUGUCGGAUGAUAAUGCUCUUACGGCCAACGCCAAGGCCGCGCUGGCCGCGCAUGCUCCCCAACACAAAUACCCUCCGCCCCCAGAUGCCGCCGCAUUCGACGCGAAUAACCUCACUCAAGGUUUGAAUUUCGGGGAUGACAUGGGCCAAGGGCCCAUGCCGGGCCCGCACAACCACAAUUCCACUGCUGCCGCCGUUUACGCUGCCCGGGAGGCUCAAAGCAUGAACCAGAAGCCCACUGUUGGGUCCCCUGAGUGGCACCAGAUUCGCAAGAACAAUCACAAAGAAGUUGAGCGGCGACGACGUGAAGCCAUCAACGAGGGCAUCAAUCAGAUUGCUCGGCUUGUUCCAAAUUGCGACAAGAACAAGGGAGCGAUCCUACAACGCGCAAUUGAAUACAUCUGCCAGCUGCAGGAGGAUAAGAAGAACAUGGAUGAGCGUUUUGAACAACACAGUCUGACAGCGAAUCACGCCAUCAAUGAGAUCAGCGCUUCCAACCAGAAAUUGAAGCAGGAGCUCAGCCGCCGCAACGCGAUCGCUGCCAAGUGGCUUCAACGCUGCCGGGACGCUGGCCUGGAAUUCGACGACUAUGAGGAAGCCAAGGAGCUUGAGACUCUCGAUGGCUUGGAGUAA
Penicillium oxalicum is the source of this 912-nucleotide messenger RNA. Its product is annotated as basic helix-loop-helix domain-containing protein. Gene Ontology annotation, molecular function: DNA-binding transcription factor activity; protein dimerization activity. NCBI's taxonomy places the organism in Eukaryota, Fungi, Ascomycota, Eurotiomycetes, Eurotiales, Aspergillaceae. Bases 1 to 912 code for a protein of 303 amino acids. The record is from RefSeq and is a predicted model, not a curated record. Gene Ontology annotation, cellular component: nucleus. The transcript has 2 exons.